Lichtheimia ornata is the source of this 2625-nucleotide messenger RNA. RefSeq lists its product as uncharacterized. Bases 1 to 2625 code for a protein of 874 amino acids. NCBI's taxonomy places the organism in Eukaryota, Fungi, Mucoromycota, Mucoromycetes, Mucorales, Lichtheimiaceae. The transcript has 7 exons. Gene Ontology annotation, biological process: DNA-templated transcription; regulation of DNA-templated transcription. The record is from RefSeq and is a predicted model, not a curated record. Gene Ontology annotation, molecular function: zinc ion binding; DNA-binding transcription factor activity, RNA polymerase II-specific; DNA binding.
AUGGACAAUGCACGCAUUCUCGACAAGCAUGCCAAUGUACGCCAUAGUCGAAUACAGCCACAACAGCAACAGCAGCAGCAACAAGAACAACGUCGAGCGCGUCGUCCCCUUCCAAAGAUCUUGCCAAUGCCUGGAUCAACCAUGGUGGAACCAGCACCUGUCACUCCCAAAAGAACUCGAGCCAAGCGUAGCUGUGACCUAUGCCGAAAGCGCAAAACACGAUGUAAUGCAGACGAGACGUGGCCAUGCAGCACAUGCAAAGCGAUUGGGAUAGAGUGCAAUGUGGGACAGCUGAAAAAAGCAGAGGUAUCGGCUAUGCCUAGCAGCAGCAAGUCGUCGUCGUCGUAUGUUGAAGCCUUGGAAGAUCGGGUUCAUCGACUUGAAGGAAUACUGGAUCAUUAUCAGCAUCAUCAGCAUCAUCAUAGCAGCAGCAGCAAUAACAACAGUAGCAACAACUCUGUAACUUCGGCCGAUCAUCCAUCACCCUCAUCAACCACCCGUAUCCAAGACGACCCUCUUAUUCUAUCACGCAGCAGCAGUAGUAGCAGGAAGGAUGUUACUGCAGCUCUUACAGACGACAUGACCGAAUUGAGCCUUUCAGAUUAUGAAAAGACGCUUUAUAUUGGUGGCAGUGCCGGGUUUCAUAUGUUGGAUCAAGAAGCUGCAUCAAGGCAAAAGAUCAAUGAUGAUUUGGUUGAGCAUGUUAUUCUCAAGAGUGAAGAUUCGACACCAAACCAAGCUGAUUUCACCAACAACAGCUCCUUUCCACUUGAGCGAUUUGUUCUUUUUGCCGACAUACCUUAUAUGACACAACAACUAGCAGAUGCCAUGAUCCAAGCCUAUUUCCAUCACGUUCAUCCGUAUUCUCCCAUGAUAAGCAAAAUCGCAUUUCUCGAGCAGUACUACUUUCAGAACCCGCAUUUUCCCGAUGAACACCUUGUUUAUGCCAUGUGUGCUUGUGCAUGCCAAUUUAUGGUUCGCGAAGGUCAUCCCAUGGCUCGUUAUGGUGUCACGUCCGGUACGCUCUUGUCACUCCAUCAGAUAUUUCGUGAGAGAGCAGAAAAGUUACUUGCAGUGGUGUAUCGUCGAUCCAAAAUAAGCACUAUACAAACAUUGAUCUUGCUGGCAACCUUUGUCAAUACUUCAAAAGAAGAAGAUGAUGAUACUUUACAAUGGUUUACUUGUGGAACAGCACAGGACCUUGGAUUACAUCGAAGUUCGUCACGAUGGAGAUUACCUGAACCAGAGAUUGAGCUUCGACGACGGGUAUGGUUUGCAGCCUACAUCCUGGAUAGGGAGAUUUCAGCUGAGCUUGGCCGCCCCGUUACAGUGAUUGAUGAUGACUACGACGUUGAAUUACCAACACCUUAUGAAAUCGACUUUCCUUGUGGUGUUCAUGCACGAGAUCCAACUGCGACUGAAUUCAUGCCCAAGAUAUUACUUGAUGCAAUAGCAGAUGUACGAGAAAAACGACACGUUUACAACUCCUUUGUAUCCAACUGCAUUCUUGGACGUAUCCUUGGCAAGGUACUUGCUAUCCUCAAUUCACCGGCAGCACUACGCACAUCAAGGGCAACAGAUCCACAGGCAACUAUGGAGAUCGAGAAAGAGCUUUCAGCGUGGUCAAAGAUCAUGUCUUUUGUUGUCAGCGAGAAUGGGCGAAUUGAAGUGGAAGCAACCGUGGCGCUGUGUAUUUAUUAUUAUUGCAUGCAAAUCUUGCUUUAUCGACCCCGUCUUGGAAACCGAGAUCCUGCCAAUAUCCAUUUUGCCCUUCAAGCAUUAAGCACUUGCACAGCUGCAGCUAUCAAGAUCGUUGAACUUGUAGAAGAUGGUGAAGCCGUUGGUUACAUUUGCCUACCUUGGAGCAUUGUGUCAUACUCCGUAUUUCAGGCGGCAAUGGUGUUUUUAUUCAAUGCCAAAGGCGAGAACAAGUACUUUAGAGAAUUGGGUGCCAAGUAUCUUGCACGGUGUGCUUACAUUUACACCAAGGAUGAAGUAUAUCGGGAGAGCCGGCCUGCCAAAUUGCUCAUGUCGUUGGCUGCCAAGUUUUCAGUAGCGGUGGAUGAGACUGGAGGAGGAGGAGAUCAGCAUGAGCCAUUGACAACAUCAAGGAAACGCGACUUUUCUCAAACAGCAGAAGGAGAAGAAGGAAUAUCCAACAAUGAUGGUGACAAUCACAUGUCCUCCCCUGAAAAGCAUUAUCGAUCCGAUCCAACUUACAACAGCACUAAUUUGUAUUAUAACACUACUACUACGUCUACGCCUACGCCUACUCUAUCUAUGCCCAACCAACAUAAUCCAGAACCAGCACUCUAUUCUCAGCAACAACAACAACAACAAGGAACGUCAUCAUCAUCAUUACUCGAUACCAGUGGGAAUGUUUUGCCAACGGAUACGAUUGCUCUCGAUCCAACGACAGCAGCAGCAAUUCAGGAUAUGGCACCAGCCAUCUUUUUAGGAAGUAAUGGCAAUGUACAGUUUGACUUGGCAAGUUUAUCAUCCGAGAUAGCUUUAUGGAACGUCUCCAGUGGAUUUACUUGGAAUGAUUGGGAUCCUUAUUUGCAACCACAACAACCCCCCACAGAUACAUCCAACAACCCAUAUCAACAACAACCCUCCGAAUAA